Messenger RNA from Puma concolor (puma), 879 nucleotides. RefSeq names its product hydroxysteroid 11-beta dehydrogenase 1 (gene HSD11B1). Gene Ontology annotation, molecular function: steroid binding; 11-beta-hydroxysteroid dehydrogenase (NADP+) activity. The record is from RefSeq and is a predicted model, not a curated record. Gene Ontology annotation, cellular component: endoplasmic reticulum membrane; intracellular membrane-bounded organelle. NCBI's taxonomy places the organism in Eukaryota, Metazoa, Chordata, Mammalia, Carnivora, Felidae. Gene Ontology annotation, biological process: steroid catabolic process.
AUGGCUUUUAUGAAAAAAUAUCUCCCCCCCAUUCUGGGGAUCUUCUUGGCCUACUACUACUAUUCUGCGAAUGAGGAAUUCAGACCAGAGAUGCUCCAAGGAAAGAAAGUGAUUGUCACAGGGGCCAGCAAGGGGAUUGGAGAACAGAUGGCCUAUCAUCUGGCAAAGAUGGGAGCCCAUGUGGUGGUGACAGCAAGGUCUAAAGAAAAUCUAAAGAAGAUAGUAUCCCAUUGCAUGGAGCUUGGAGCAGCCUCAGCACACUACAUUGCUGGCACCAUGGAGAAUAUGACCUUCGCAGAGCAAUUUGUUGCCAAAGCUGGAAAGCUCAUGGGGGGACUAGACAUGCUUAUUCUCAACCACAUCACCAACACUUCUAUGAAUCUGUUUAGUGGUGAUAUCCACAUCGUGCGCAGAAGCAUGGAAGUCAACUUCCUCAGUUAUGUGGUCCUGAGUGCUACUGCCUUGCCUAUGCUGAAGCAGAGCAAUGGAAGCAUUGUUGUCGUGUCCUCGAAGGCUGGGAAAAUGGCUAGUCCACUUAUUGCGCCCUAUUCUGCAAGCAAGUUUGCCCUGGAUGGGUUUUUCUCCUCCAUCAGGAUGGAACAUUCAGUGGCCAAGAUUAAUGUAUCGAUCACUCUCUGUAUCCUCGGCCUCAUAAACACAGACACAGCCAUGAAUGCCAUUUCUGGAAUAGUCAACAUGGAGGCAUCUCCAAAGGAAGAAUGUGCCCUGGAGAUCAUCAAAGGGGGAGCUCUGCGCCAAGAGGAAGUGUACUAUGACAACUCAGUCUGGACAGCUCUCCUGCUGGGAAAUCCAGGGAGGAAGAUUCUGGAACUCUUCUUCUUAAGAAGUUAUAGUUUGGACAAGUUUAUAAUCAACUAA